Periconia digitata is the source of this 1662-nucleotide messenger RNA. The record is from the annotation of a GenBank genome assembly. Lineage: Eukaryota; Fungi; Ascomycota; Dothideomycetes; Pleosporales; Periconiaceae.
CCGUUGCAUUACACGGUGAACCAAUUCGGCCUGCCGAGUGCCCCUCACAAUAUCCGCCAUUGUUUUGCACCCAUUGCAAAAGCAAAUGCACCGCAAUAACCCAACUACAUAUGCACUCGAGGGUCCGAGUGGUUCGUCAAAUGCCAAACGCUGCCAACAAAAAAGCCAAACGCACACAAUUUUAGGGCGGCGACCCUGGAAUUAGUGCCGCGCCGCCGCUGGCUCCACCCACCUGCGAACAGCCUUGCCUGCCUUUGAGUGUUUGUUUGAAUGUACAUAUGUAUGCACUUAUUCCACAUCUGUUUCCCGCGCUUGACUCAGCAUUGGGCAAUAUCGGCAUGUGUGCAGCCCCGCUUCCCAUGCGAUUCCAUGGCAGUUUGGUCAUGGUGAUCAAUUAAUCUUGCUCGCUCUCUGUGUGCGUGCGUGUGCGCCCAAAUCCAUGUCCGGAUCGGGUUUCAUUGUUCCCACGUGAUCAUGAUUAGCGAGAUCUCAUCACGUGCUGAUAACGAGCACUCACUCCAGCUCCCGCUUGGCGCAAACCAGCUCCACCCUGUUCUGGCCGUCAAAACGGCCCUGACAAGUUUCACGGACCUCAACAUCACCACCCCGGCACUCCCCAACCAUCGCCUCCCUUGCACCAUGGCUAAUCCGACACCGACGGCCCCGGUGUCGUCUCAUACCCACGACCUAGACAAUCUACAGGCCAUGCUGAACAUGGUGCUCGUCUCCAGCGGCCAAUACAUCAAGCAGCACCAUACGACCCAAAACCCCAACCAGAUCCAGGGCGCCUUCAAGCGCAGCAUCAUGGCCGCUUCCGAGCGCUUUCACGAUUCUCUCGAUGAGCUGGAAGCCGAAGUCUUGCAGGCCCAAUUGGUGCUGAGGCGCGACUUGGCCGUGAUGAAGGCUGACCGGAAGAAACGCGAAGCCGCCGCCAAAGAGAAAGAAGCCGAACGAGCGCGCUUGGCUGCCGAGUCUACUGCACAGAAGCCCGCUCCCAUAGACAAAAAGGAGGACCCUCCGAAAUCACCCUCACCUCCGCCGGUCAAGGUUGAACCACCUGCGAAGAUCAACACGCCUCCCGAGCCACAACCAGAAUCUCCAUCCCUCACCCAGAAGGUCGAGAACCCUUCGCCAACUCCUGCCCCCGAUGUAAAACCUGUGCCCAGCGAAGACCAGAAUGACCCGCCAGCACAGGAGGCUACUGCCAGUGCUGCACCCCAAGAUACUGAUGACUUCGACUUCGAUGCUUUGUUCGGCGAUACCAUGGACACAGCAGAGGGUGAUGGGGAGAAUCCAGGAGACUUGAACCUCGAUGGCUCCGGUCACGACUUGAGUUUCUCGCUCGAUGAUACUGGCCCUUCACUCCUUCCUGGUCUAGAGGAUUAUGCGAAAAGUGUUGGGGAUGAUACGACGCAUAACACAAGCGCACCUGCUGACCUCGACCUUCCCAUGCCUGAUUUGCCCGACGUGACCACCGCCACUGUGAACGACCAGCCGUCCACCACUAAGCCAGCCGAAGCGCCUCCUGCCCAAGAAACCACCGACAAUGAUCUCAAUCUAGAGGCUAUGACAACCGACAACUUGGAUGAUUUGUUCGACAUGGAGUUUACUAAUCCAGAGGAUUCCCAAUUUGAUGAUGCCUUCUUUGGCUUGGGCGAAUAA